Messenger RNA from Tuber aestivum (summer truffle), 316 nucleotides. Lineage: Eukaryota; Fungi; Ascomycota; Pezizomycetes; Pezizales; Tuberaceae. The record is from the annotation of a GenBank genome assembly.
CACCAUUCGCUACUCGCACCCAGCAGUUUAUGCGGGAGCAGCUUGGGCAAGCCGAUGAAAAGGUAUUUCCCGAUGGUUUAUUUUUCUCAGACUUCCUGAGUGGUUAUGGAGGAUGGAUGGGCCGUUUCCCGUUUGUUUGUCUUCAAAUCUGCCGGUCAUUCUCCGCCUUUCGGUUCUCGUUCCGAUGGUGGUAUCGUGACUUGGGAUGUUUUUCAUUUGGUCUUCAUCAUUUGCGCUUGCCCUUUGAUACCUAGAUGCUUUUCUCGUUCGUUUCGUGUCGUGUACCCUCUGUAUUUUUAUCAACUAGUUUCUCUAG